AUGGCUACCCCUAGUGUCCUAGCUUUUGACGCUGAGGGUCGCGCCAUUGAUUUUGAGGUCUGGUUAGACGACCUGCAGCUGUUCUUACAGUGCGACAGGGCUGACGGCCUUUCUCUCUUUGACCUCACCUCUGGCGCCUCUCCUGCUCCUGCUGCUGAUGCUGAUCCCACUGUCCGCUCUCAGUGGGCCACCCGCGAUGCUGCUGCACGUCUUGCUGUGCGUCGCCACCUCCCUACCUCUGAGCGUGCGCACUUUAGUCAGUACAAGAGUGCUCAGACCUUGUACGACGCUGUAGUUGCGCGCUACUCCUCCCCUGCCACUGCUGCACUGAGCCGUCUCAUGCUUCCCUACCUCUUUCCUGACCUCUCUGCCUUUCCCACUGUCGCUGACCUCAUUACGCACCUCCGCACUAGUGACACUCGCUACCGCGCCGCCCUUCCUGCUGAGUUCUGCGCUAAGAACCCACCCCCCAUGUACAUCGCUCUCUACUACGUAGUCGCGCGCCUCCCUGACUCCCUUCGCGUAGUCAGGGACCACUUUCUCGCAGUCUGUCCCACCACCCUCACCGUCGACCUCCUCGAGAAGGCCCUCCUCGCAGCGGAGAAGAGCAUAGUCGCUGUAGGUGCUUCUCGUGGUGACCCUCGCACCCCCAUCUUUGAGGGGUGCUCUCCUUCCCCCUUGCUGCCCUCUGUUGCCUCUGCUGCUGCUGCCGACCUGCUUGGUCUUGAGUCGGUCGGCGCGGCGUCUGCCCCUAGUGGGAGACGUCGCUCCAGCAAGGGCAAGGGAGGCAAGGGCGCGGGUGGAGCUGGAGGGGGCGGUGGCGGUGGCGGCGGUGGCGGCGGAGGGAGUGGGGGUGGCGGCGGGACUAGUGGCGGGGGUGGUGGUGGUAGUGGCAGCAGCGGCGGAGACGGUGGUGGUGGUGGCAGCAGUGGUGGUGGAGGCAGCGGCGGAGGUGGAGGCGGCGGAGGUGGAGGCGGUGGAGGCGGCAGCGGAGGAGGCGGUGGUGGUGGAGGAGGUGGAGCUGGUCGAGGUACCCAGCAGCGUAGCGGCGGUGGUGGUGGCCAGCGCUCGCAGCGGCAGCAGCAGCAGCGCUCGCGGGACAUCCCUCCGCCUCAGCAGCUUCGUGAGUGGUACGCUGGGCGUCAGAGGGGUGGGGGUACUGGUCCCUGCACCUACGUUCUUCGUUCCGGCGACCACGCGGCGAUCUUUGAUCUUGAUUUUGAUGCUAUCCUUGCUGCUAUGUAUGCUGUGACUUGUAGUGAGGAGAAUGAGGGUUACCGGUGUUUCCAGCCCGACCCGGGCAUUGGUACUGCUGCGCUAGGUGCUUGUGAGGCUGCUGCUCUAGGUGCCAGUGCGUCUGCGCUCUCAGGUACUGGUGAGACUGCGCUCUCAGGUACUGCAUCGCCCUCGUCCUCCCUCACUUUCACACUUGACUCCGGGGCUUCUCGCUCCUUCUUUCGAGACCGCACUACCCUUACGCCGCUCGGCCGGCCGGUUGCGGUCUCCCUUGCUGACCCCUCUGGGGGUCCAGUCCUGUCUCACUUCUCCACUGUCCUCCCGUGUCCGGCUGCCCCUUCGGGCGCCCUGUCUGGUCUGUACCUUCCCUCGUUCUCUACGAACUUGGUGAGUGGUGCAGCCCUGCAGGAUGCGGGGGUUCACCAGUUCACUCCUGCGAGUCAGCGGGUGACCCACUGCACGGACGCACGCACAGGCCGACACCUGGCCACCUUCUCGCGUCGGCCGGGGUCGAGUCUCUACACCCUGACCACUUCGUCUCCUCCUGUCCCUGCGUCCGGUCAGGUAGCUGCGUCAGGUCAGGUGCUUGCUGCUGCGUCCCGGUCAGGUCCUGAGUCUGCCCCCUGUUCUUGUCGCCUCCUGUCUCACGAGACUCUCCUGUGGCACCACCGUCUUGGCCACCCCUCCUUGCCCCGGCUUCGGAGCAUGGCCUCGCGUGUCCUUGUCUCUGGUCUUCCCCAGUCUCUCCCUCCUCUCCCCUCCGGGCCAGGACCUUCCUGUGUCCCCUGUGUCGAGGGUCGCCUCCGGGCUACUCCUCACUCCUCCCACUUCCCCCCGACAGAGGCUCCCCUGCAGACGCUUCACAUGGAUGUGUGGGGCCCAGCCCCCGUCCGUGGGCAGGGUCACGAGCGCUACUUCCUGUUGGUGGUUGACGACUACUCGCGUUACACCACAGUCCUCCCCUUGCGCAGCAAGGGUGCGGUCACUGAGGUGCUGAUCAACUGGAUCCGCGAGGCUCGUCUCCAGCUCAGGAAGAGCUUCGGCUCGGACUUUCCUGUUCUGCGUCUGCACUCGGACAGAGGCGGAGAGUUCUCCUCUCGCCUUCUGCGAGACUACUGUCGUGCACGGGGGAUCCGCCAGACCUUCACGCUUCCGGACUCACCACAGCAAAAUGGGAUUGCUGAGCGCCGCAUUGGCAUGGUCAUGGAUGUCGCUCGUACGUCCAUGAUGCAUGCGGCUGCCCCCCAUUUUCUGUGGCCGUUUGCGGUGAGGUACGCGGCGCAUCAGCUCAACCUUCAUCCCCGGGUCUCUCGGCCUGCGAUGUCCCCGGUCUUACUGUGGACGGGGAAGGUUGGCGAUGCGUCGGCGUUCCGUGUCUGGGGAUCUCGGGCGUUUGUCCGCGACUUGUCUGCGGACAAGCUGUCCCCUCGUGCUGCUCCCUGUGUCUUCCUUGGCUUCCCCACUGACGCCCCAGGGUGGCAGUUUUACCACCCCUCCUCUCGUCGUGUUCUGUCCUCCCAGGACGUCACCUUCGACGAGUCAGUCCCCUUCUACCGUCUCUUCCCCUACCGCACUCCUUCCCUCCCCCCUCCCCCGGACUUCCUUGUGCCGGUUCCUCCCACGGUAGACCCCCUCCCCCCUCAGGUUCCUGCCCCCUCAGGUGUGUCCCAGGUAGACGCCGUUGACCCGGUCGAGGUUACUGGUGACUCUUGUGCUGCUGCGGGUGCUGAGCCUGGGGGUGCUGACUCUGGGGGUGCUGUUCGCGGGGGUGCUGAGCCUGGGGGUGCUACUGCUGGGGGUGCUGGGCCUGGGGGUGCUACUGCGGAGGGUGCGGAGCCUUGGGGUGCUGAGCCGGGGGGUGCUGUGCCUGGAGGUGCUGGGUCUGGGGGUUCUGGGUCGGGAGCUGCUGAGCCCGGGGGUGCUGAGCUGGGAGUUGCUGAGCCUGGGGGUGCUGCGUCUGGAGCUGCCGAGCCUGGGGUGUCUCCUACUGCUGCGCCUCGCCGGGAGCCCCUCUCUCCACAGGAGCUGCGCGAGUGGUUCGCUCGCCGCUGGAGGCGUGCUGCUGAGUCUGGGGGUGCUGCUGGAGCUGGAGCUGGAGCUUCUUCGACAGUCGAGGGUGCUGGUGCUGCCGGUCCCGGAGCUGCUGGGCCUGCGGGUCCUCCUGGAGCUGGAGCUGCUGAGGGUGUUGGUGCUGAGACUCCUGCUGUUGGUCCUGCCACUGGAGGUGUUGGUGGCGCUGGUGCUGUCGCUGAGGGUGCUUGUGCUGUCCCUGCUGCGUCUGGAGCUGCCGCGCGGCCUCGGCCGUACUUCGUUCCGCUCCUGCAGCAGGUUCUUGGUCUUUCUCCUCCAGUAGAGGGUCCACCGCUUGUCCAGUCGCAGUCCCUGCUGGAGCCUUCCUCUCCACUGCCUGCUCCCUCUCCUUACACUGGUCCUACUGGAGGUCUUGCUGAGCGUCGUGAGCCUGCGUCUCGUCCCGCGUCGCCUGUUCGUACUGCUCGCGCUAGUGGUCGCAGUUCGCAUCAGCGUCCUCCUCCUGUCCCUGGCACGCACUGGAUGUCUUUGCGUCUGUCCACUGCUCCUCUGCGUGCCCCUUUGCCUUCUUCUCCUGAGUCUUCUCUUCCUACGCUUGCCGACCCUGAGUCGGACUCUCUUCGUGCUGCCAGUCCUACUAUCACGCGUCUGCUUGCUACUGUCGUCACUGACCCAUCUUUUGAGUCCACUGCUGCGUCUGCUCUAGUCGCUGAGCUCGUCGACUUUGCUGCUCGCUGUCGUCUCGACUACGCUGCUAGUCUUGUUGCUGAGUCUGCGUCUGUCUGUCCUCCGUCCGUCGGGGGUGAGUGUGCUCUUGGCACGGACGUCCUAGAGGACACGCAGGAGGAGUUACAGUGUCUAGCGGCUGCUUCACCUCAUCUCGCGUCUGUACUGCUUGCCCCUGAGGGAGACCCGGAUGCACUAGACAUCCCGACUCCGCGUUCUUACGCGGAGGCCGUAGAGGGUCCCUACUCCUCUCAGUGGCAGGCAGCUAUGGAUGCAGAGAUGGCUUCCUGGAAGUCCACAGGCACCUAUGUUGACGCGGUUCCCCCUCCUGGGGCGAACAUCGUCAGUGGCAUGUGGAUCUUCAGGGUGAAGCGGCCGCCGGGCUCUCCACCUGUCUUCAAGGCACGGUACGUUGCUCGUGGCUUCAGUCAGCGGCAGGGAGUUGACUACUUUCAGACCUUCUCUCCCACCCCGAAGAUGACUACUCUUCGGGUGCUGCUGCACAUAGCCGCUCAGCGCGACUACGAGCUUCACUCUCUCGACUUCAGCACUGCGUUCCUGCAGGGUAGCCUGCACAAGGAGAUCUGGCUGCGCCGUCCGCCUGGCUUCACUGGGACUUUCCCUCCUGGCACCCAGUGGAGCCUCCGACGGCCAGUCUACAGUCUCCGCCAGGCACCGCGUGAGUGGCACGACACACUGAGGACUACGCUUGCGGCUCUUGGGUUUGCUCCUUCUACUGCUGACCCGUCGCUGUUUCUUCGCACCGACACUUCCUUGCCACCGUUCUACAUCCUCGUGUACGUCGACGACUUGGUCUUUGCCACAGCGGACACUGCUGGACUCGCCUACGUGAAGUCCGAGCUGCUGAAGAGACACACGUGCACAGACCUGGGUGAACUGCGCAGCUACCUUGGCUUGCAGAUCACUCGGGACAGAGCACGCCGCACCAUUACCUUGACUCAGUCACACAUGGUGCAGCAGGUCCUUCAGCGCUUCGGCUUCACGUACUCCUCGCCUCAGGCCACUCCUCUGCCUACUCGCCACUCACUCUCAGCUCUGCCUUCGGAUGAGUCCGUAGAGUCGAGUGGUCCGUAUGCAGAGCUUGUUGGCUGCCUCAUGUACCUGAUGACCUGCACACGACCUGACCUUGCAUACCCUCUGAGCAUCCUUGCACGCUAUGUUGCUCCUGGGAGACACCGACCAGAGCACAUGGCUGCAGCGAAGAGGGUAUUGCGUUACCUGUGCAGUACGUCGGGCAUGGGGCUAGUGCUUGGAGGGCGGAGUCCAGUGGUCCUUACAGGCCACGCGGACGCUUCUUGGGCUGACGACCAGGCUACGCAGUGGUCGUCACAGGGUUACACCUUCAGCCUUGGUUCCGGCUCUGUCUCGUGGCGGUCUACUCGCUCGUCUUCGGUUCUCGGCUCCAGUUGUGAGGCUGAGAUCUACGCCGGGGCCAUGGCUGCACAGGAGCUUCGCUGGCUCACCUACCUGCUGACUGACCUUGGAGAGCCACCUCGUUCUCCUCCAGUGCUGUACGUAGACAACAAGGCCAUGCUGGCCUUGUGUCGAGAGCAGCGCUUGGAGCACAGAACGAAGCACAUUGCUCUCCGCUACUUCCUUGCUCGUAAGCUGCAGCAGCGUGGUCAGUUGCGACUUGCGUACGUGGCCUCUGAGGCCAACACUGCUGAUGUGUUCACCAAGGCACUCGCGCCUUGUGACCAUCAGCGCUUUUGCACCCAGCUGGGUCUUGUGCCUCUCUUGCCUCACUUGCUCUCCUCUUGA
This is a messenger RNA of Closterium sp. NIES-65, 5775 nucleotides long. The record is from the annotation of a GenBank genome assembly. NCBI's taxonomy places the organism in Eukaryota, Viridiplantae, Streptophyta, Zygnematophyceae, Desmidiales, Closteriaceae.